Messenger RNA from Patiria miniata (bat star), 5428 nucleotides. Its product is annotated as mucin-2-like. The coding region runs from base 949 to 4143 and encodes 1064 amino acids. The record is from RefSeq and is a predicted model, not a curated record. The transcript is spliced from 24 exons. NCBI's taxonomy places the organism in Eukaryota, Metazoa, Echinodermata, Asteroidea, Valvatida, Asterinidae. Gene Ontology annotation, molecular function: protein binding.
ACAACUGCCCCACCCUCAACAACUGUCCCACCUUCAACAACUGCCCCACCUUCAACGACCAAGGAGGUAACAACAGUUGUGACCACUACCCCUGAAUCUACCACAAAGGAAGUCACCACAGUGCAGUCUACAACAGAAGCCUCCACGACAGAGGCUAGAACCACUGUUGUGAGUACUACUGUUACUUCAACUGUACCAUCAACUACUGAGGCACCAUCAACUACUGAGGAGGUGACAACCACUGUUGUGUACACAACUACUCCAGAGUCAACUACAGUUGAAGAGACGACUACAGUACUGAGCACCACUGAAGAAAGUACAACUGGUCCUCCAAGUACAACGGAGAAGUCAACUACUCGUGUGACAACUACUGAGGCUCCCUCAACAACUGCCCCACCUUCAACAACUGCCCCACCCUCAACAACUGCCCCACCCUCAACAACUGCCCCACCCUCAACAACUGCCCCACCUUCAACAACUGCCCCACCUUCAACAACCAAGGAGGUAACAACAGUUGUGACUACUACCCCUGAAUCUACCACAAAGGAAGUCACUACAGUGGAGUCCACAACAGUGUCAACUACUUCACCACCAUCAACUACUCCAGAGGUAUGUGCGGAUGAUCUUGACAAAUUGCCAAAUGUGACGAUAAUACGCGAAGACCCAGAAUCAGGCAAAGAAUUACCUCCGACUGAAUGGUGGCGGCCUAGCAACCCACCCAACGAUGUUACAUCACCACACAAUGGAUCAUGUUUGGGGGUUACCUUCAGCCCACGGGUUGAAAUCACGUCGGUCAUCAUAAAGACAGAACAAGGCCCACCGGGAGACAUAACUGUUUCCUUCAAAUUUCAACCAGGUGACAGGCAACCAUACAUACCUCUAGUAGAUGAAGCUGGCUCUCCUAUCUUUAUUGGCAAAACAGAUCAAAAGAUCUAUCUACCAUCCAGUAUGGCGUUGGUGACGGGACUCAAAGUUUGCAUCAUCACCUCAAACCCAGAUGGUUACAAAGUGAUAUUCAACGGUUGUGAACACGGAGUGACUACAACCAAAGCACCCUCAACAACAGAGGCACCCUCAACAGAAGCCUCAACAACCAAGGCUAGAACCACUGUUGUGAGUACUACCGUUACUUCUACUGUACCAUCAACUACUGAGGCACCAUCAACUACUGAGGAGGUGACAACCACAGUCGUGUACACAACUACUCCAGAGUCAACUACUGUUGAAGAGACAACUACAGUACUGAGCACCACUGAAGAAAGUACAACAGUUCCUCCAAGUACCACAGAGAGGACAACUACUCGUGUGACAACUACAGAGGCCCCUUCAACAACUGCCCCACCUUCAACAACUGCCCCACCUUCAACGACUGCCCCACCCUCAACAACCAAGGAGGUAACAACAGUUGUGACCACUACCCCUGAAUCUACCACAAAGGAAGUCACCACAAUGCAGUCUACAACAGAAGCCUCCACGACAGAGGCUAGAACCACUGUUGUGAGUACUACCGUUACUUCUACUGUACCAUCAACUACUGAGGCACCAUCAACUACUGAGGAGGUGACAACCACUGUUGUGUACACAACUACUCCAGAGUCAACUACAGUUGAAGAGACAACUACAGUACUGAGCACCACUGAAGAAAGUACAACAGGUCCUCCAAGUACAACGGAGAAGUCAACUACUCGUGUGACAACUACUGAGGCUCCCUCAACAACUGCCCCACCUUCAACAACUGCCCCACCUUCAACAACUGCCCCACCUUCAACAACUGCCCCACCUUCAACGACUGCCCCACCUUCAACGACCAAGGAGGUAACAACAGUUGUGACCACUACCCCUGAAUCUACCACAAAGGAAGUCACCACAGUGGAGUCUACAACAGAAGCCUCAACAACAGAAGCUAGAACCACUGUUGUGAGUACUACCGUUACUUCAACUGUACCAUCAACUACUGAGGCACCAUCAACUACUGAGGAGGUGACAACCACUGUUGUUUACACAACUACUCCAGAGUCAACUACAGUUGAAGAGACAACUACAGUACUGAGCACCACUGAAGAAAGUACAACAGCGGCACCCACAACAACUGAGACAACCACAGUCCGUGUAUCCACCACUGAGGCUCCAUCCACCACAGCUCCUCCAUCCACCACUGAGGAAAUCACCACAACUGUUGUGAGCACAACACCUGAGUCAACUACAACACAGACCACAACGGUGAAGUCAACCACAGUACAACCCACAGAAUCUACAACAAUUGUUAGUACAGUCGGAACCACCACAGUACCAUCAACAACUGGUGUGCCAUCAACAACUGAGGAGGUUACCACCACAACUGUGAUAAGCACCACUCCAGAAGUAUCAACCACUGAGAAGGUCACAACAGUCGUUAGCACCACAGAAGCCUCCACAACUGAGGUUCCACCAACCACAACUGAAAGGACAACCACACAUGUUGUAACCACCAAGGAACCCUCUACCACUGCCCAGCCAACAACCACUGAAGAAGUAUACACAACAGUUGUUACCACUACUCCUGAAUCAACUACGGAAGAGAGAACAACUGCUCAGUCCACAACAGAGAUGGAAACCACGAGAGCAUCUACGACUCGAGAAGUAACCACAACCGCAGGGUUGACAACUGCGGAACUUACCACCAUUGCUGUGACCUCUUCUACACCACAGCAAACAACCACAGAGGAGUUGACCACUGUGUUGGUAACUACAUUGGCAGGCACGACAGCGGCACCCACAACAACUGAGACAACCACAGUCCGUGUAUCCACCACUGAGGCUCCAUCCACCACAGCUCCUCCAUCCACCACUGAGGAAAUCACCACAACUGUUGUGAGCACAACACCUGAGUCAACUACAACACAGACCACAACGGUGAAGUCAACCACAGGUGCUUCUACAACAGAAAAAACAACAACCCAAACGACUUCUAAAAUUGCCACCACAAUCCCUUCAACUUCUACAGCCCCAACAACUACUGAGAAAAAGACCACCAUAGUUGUUUCUACAACUACCCCUGAAUCUACAACUGAGGAAGAAACCACGACCAUAGCGACAACACAGGAAUCUACCACUGAGGCCCCUUCAACUACCCUUGGGCUGUCAACAACUGCCUUGCCAUCAACCACAGCUCAGCCCUCCACAACCAAGGAAGUAACCACAGUUGUUAGCACCACCCCUGAGGCGACAGCAACCGAAACGACCACAGUGGAAACUACCACCUUGAUUUCUACUACAGAGGAAUUAACGACUACAACCAUCGUAACAACUCAAGAAAGAACCACUGUGCCAACAACCACUGAGACCCCAAGUACUACCGAGGAAGUGACAACCACAACGUUGAUCACCACAUCUCCUGAGUUAACAACAACAGAGGAGUCAACAACAGUAGUCACUACCACUCAAGCACCACCCACCACAGGAUUAAUAACUACCGAAGCCCCAUCAACUACUGUGAAAGAAACCACUAAGGUGACAACAGAGGGGCCAACAACAGUGAAAUCUACUACGACUGAGAAAGUGACCACCUCAGAAGGAACAACUGUGACUGUCACAGAAACUACCACAGAAGGUGGAACAACUGUAACUGUAACAACAGCAGGGAACGGACCCCCACCUGUCUGCAAAUUUAAUGAUCAGGAGUAUAACAAAGGCGAAUUCAUACCCACUGGUAGACCUUGUACUGUGCUUAUUUGCGGAGAGGAUGGAAAUAUUAUACCAGAGGAUGUAAUCUGUAACCGAACAUGUCCGAAUGGGAAACUGUUGGAAGUAAGCCCGGACAGGUGCUGUCCUGUUUGUGUUCCGAAUGAGGAGGACUGCUUCUUUCGCAAGCAUCCCAACUACGUUGUAAUUGACGAAUGCUUGUCUGAGGGACGCAUCCCGUACACGGAUUGUGAGGGCACCUGCGGCUCCAACACCCGUGUGACCAUGUUGCCAUACCCCAACAUCAAGUUCAACUGCGGCUGCUGCAAACCCUCAAAACUUGAGCAGAAUUACGUCACGAUGAAGUGCAACAACGGGACCCAGUUUGUCCACCCAUAUUAUGAGAUAAAAGCUUGCUCGUGCAGCUCAUGCGAAUAUGAUCCGAUGGAAACGCUGAUUGCCAACCGCAUCGUUUUUCCUUAGGAGGGAGUCAAUUAACCUUGUUAUAUUUUUCUGAACAGCCUUCAUUUGUCAUGUUCUUUUAAUCUUAACAAUAAAUCGCGACUUUGAAAGUAUAAAGUCAUGAUCAAUAAUUUCGACUCAUUCGAAUGACGAGUCAUUCUCUCAACUAUUGUUAAUUAAGAGUACAGUAAAUAUCAUCCAUCUUGUCAAACUAGCAGCAUUACCGAAAGAAAGGCUGUGCCGCGCAUGUUUAGUUAUAUAUUUGUAUAAUGAAGCCUGAGAGUUAAAUGAAUACUAUAUGACAUCAGAUUGAAAAGAAAUUGUUUUAAAUCUUUGCUAGAUCUGCAUUUUUUGCUUGAUUAGUUAUGUUUCAAAUUUGCUUUCUUGUCCUUCAAUUAAGAAUCGGUAAAACAUAAUUAACCACUGCAGGUUCUCUUCAAUUGACAGGUUUCUGUAAACAAACCAUAUCAAUUAAAUUACCAAUGCAAAAAAUGCAUGCGAAUGUUUUGAAGUUGACUUUAUUUACACCGAUGUAAUUUUUGUUUUCAAUUUUUUUCAAUUAAGAAAGAAUGAGAGUUUCAUUAGUGUUUUUGUUUGUUUACUAACUAGUUCUUCUAAAGGAUGCUCUCAUUAAGAUGUGGGUCGUUUAUGACGAUUUUGUUUUUCAAACAUGUUCACAUGUGCUAUGUAGUAGACAGUUCCCCACUUUAUCUGGGAGAGAUCCCAUAAAAAAAGCGCAUAUGUAAACAAAGCCAUUAUGUCAUUACGUCUCGGGUCUUUUGGCAGAUCGAAUUGUCUGCGCCACUUCUCACCAACUAGAACAAGUUUCCCCAAUCAGUCUCGUACCUUGAAGUCAUUGUGUCCUCUAUAUCCUCCCUAGUUGUCCUGCACAACCUAGGAUCAAAUAAGAUUCUAUCCCAUCCAAACCGCAUCGCCACAUGACUCCUUUUAGUUUAUUCGUCAGCAAAUUAUAAUAGAUUUUUCUCACGUUCCUUCACGAGGUUGUGAGUGUUACAAGCAGCAUCAAAUAAAUUUACAAAAACAUAAAUGAUAUUUUUGUUGAUAUCACGAUACUUUUGAUAAUCCCUGAUACUAACAGCUCAUGCGAGCCAAUUAUUUUAGAAAACAAGGAGAGCGUGGAAUAGCAAAGAACAAGCUUUUCAAGUUAUUAUCAUAGUUUUUAAAUUUAUUGUACUAUUUUAAAGUUAUAUAACUACUCAGUUGAGUUUCUUUAUUUCCGUUUGAACUGAUAAAAGUGCAUUUUUUUUGCUUGUAGAUUAAAAUAAAAUUACUUCUUGCAAAUGAG